This is a messenger RNA of Tuber aestivum (summer truffle), 2119 nucleotides long. The record is from the annotation of a GenBank genome assembly. NCBI's taxonomy places the organism in Eukaryota, Fungi, Ascomycota, Pezizomycetes, Pezizales, Tuberaceae.
CAGCCAGAAGCAAAGAUACGCACACACACGCACACACACACACUUCAACUCUUAUCGCAUCAGCCCCACCCUUUCCACCCACACUCCUACCUACCCCCCCUAGGUGGCGCUAUGGACCUAUUGCGCAUACUAACAAGCAUGAGCCGCCUGCUGCUGCUCUCGCCAGCACUAUUCAUACUCAGGCUUGUGAUAGGGGUGUUUUUACCGGUGAUUAUCAUCGGGAAUUACUUGACCAGCUUGGUAUUUGGCAUGCUGAGUUUGCCGUUUGUGGUGUUUUCGCGGUUGCAGGUUUUUACUCCACCUCCAUGUUCCCUCGCUACCCCGUCCGUCCUAUCGUAUUUAGAUCCCGGGCAUGCAGGAGGGGGUGGAUGGAUGGAUGGACUGAAUUGGUGAUGGAUACACAUUAACAGGAAUUAUACAUCUUCUGCGGCGUUGCAGCGGUCAUCGGCAAUUCCCCCUUCCCCUCUUAAAACGGGAAAACAACAGACUAACCAACCCAAUAGGAAUAUCUACAGGCGCAAUCCUGGGCCUGGCAAGCUACUUCCUCACCGACACUCUGGACUUCUGCGACGAGCCCGUCGCACCCAGACCGGGGCAAACAAGACUCAAAAAUGGGCGAAUCAGGGGUACGACGGGGCGUACUAUUACUACCACCGCUACAGGUACGGUCGAUACGAAGAUGCCCGCGAGGGUGCUUUUCCCGCAGGCUAUACCCACGAUACUCGAAGAGGAGGAUGAGGAUUCGCCGUUUUUGGUUGGCAGUGGUAGUGGGAAGCGUCGGGAGGGAAGGGGGAAGAGGGCAGCUAGGUGGUCGAGUGAGGACGAGGAGGAAGGGGAGGGGGAAGACGAGAGCUCUGGGUAGGUAUGGUAGGUGGGUGGGUGGGCAGGUCUUCCGGGCACGAUAUGAUGCAGGAACGAUGGGGGAGGCGUGACCGGAUAGACGGAUGGGUUGAGAUGGGCUAUGCUCGGUUUUUCUUUUUCUUUCUCUCUUCCUUUCUUUCUUUCCCUUUACAAUACUUAGACUAUCGUAACUAGCGGCGGGCCCGGCUGGUGCCCGCCCAGGCCGAAAGGUUGUUUCUCCAUUCUGUAUGAGUAAUCCGGCUCUGGCGUUGGUUGAAUUUCUACGGUAGUCUAUUGUGCGCACAUAUGUACAGUACCGCAGCGGUACUCGUACUCUACAGUGCAUCCGAUCCAUCAAUACAAUUCAUCCGUAACCCCCCUCUGCCAUACUCGACAACCUCAAUCGCCUUGUUCCCCCUUCAGUGCGAUUCAAAAUCUCUCCCGCUCCAGAGUCUUGCCCACCCCUCAUACCUCUUCUCCCACUCAGCCUGCCAGCAGUUCGUGCGAAAGUGCCAGCAAGAGAAAGAAAUAUUUGAAAGAUAGAUGGGCGCCUCGGUAGGCAUACACCUGCGGAUGACGUGUCCCCCUCUUUCUUUCCCUUAACCUAAUCAAAAAACGCCCUACGAGACAAUACGAUACGAGACAGCCGGAUUGGUCGCGUGCUCAAAACAAAACUGGUUGGAGGGCGAACUUGAACCCCGGCGGCACCGUUUGAAGUAAGAAAAAAGAAGAAAAAAGAAGUCCCGCAAGGUAACGAGCGGUGUUUGGCAGGCUGCUCGCCUACUACCCGUACAACACUGACGGUUCUUGGAUCGUAAGCUACUGUAGUCAUCACAAGUACCGUACGAUACGAAGGCGGAAUAAUAAUAACAGUAAUAAUUUCGAGGAUGGCUAAUUCUUUUGGUGGAAUAAAUCGCUCGGAUUUCUCAACUUAUGGCACUGUGCCAGUAUGAUACUUGCGAGAGGUGCUGGGUUCGGGGAUUGAAGGGAGGGGAAGGGCAGAGGGGGGAAGGAGUCCUCGGACUGUUUGUUUUGUGGGGGUUCUUGAUCGUUGGUGAAUGCACCCGUAUCCGUGCCGUGCUACCAGCUCUACCGUGGACUGGGGGUUCCGGGAACGAAGAGAGGAGGACUGAAAUCCGCACGAUACCCGUAUGAUAUCAUGGGUUGGCAUGUAGGGUACAGGUAGGGUACGGUACUCGAGUAUGAUACAGUACCGGUACGGUGCUGUGUGGAUCUGUGCAGUACUCGUACAUGACGCCGGGGGGAUCUUCUUGCGCUU